AAAUGCGUUCAAACACUUCAGAUGUGUGUUAUUCUCUCUAUCCCCCCUUUAAAUCCACUCCCUAGCCGUCCCUUCAGCCCGACGUCGCUGGCACAGGCUGCCAUAUCUGGCUGUGAAUCCGCUGUGGAUCCGUGUGGAGGGUUCGAGCCCCAGCGUGGACUUUAAACACCAGCACGGAGGGAGAAAGUGGGACUUUAUUGUUCCAGGGCUAGGCGGCUAGCUGUCGUGGGGCGGCCGGCUCGUGUCGUUGCUUUUUGCGCCGUGAAAACCAGAGCUAUAUGGCUGCGACCUCCGAACCCAUCCAUGGACUUCCAGAGGACGAGGAUGAAGCGCGAGUGCUCCGGGUUAAGGUCAUCGCAGGACUUGAUCUGGCGAAGAAGGAUAUCCUUGGUGCAAGCGACCCUUAUGUCAAGCUUUCCCUAUACACCGCGGAGGAAAACAAGGAACUUGCCUUAGUCCAGACAAAAACCAUUAAAAAGGCCCUGAAUCCAAAGUGGAAUGAGGAAUUCUACUUCAGGGUUAACCCACAGAACCACAGGCUCCUCUUUGAGGUGUUUGAUGAAAACCGAUUGGCUGCUUCCAAGAAUGAGCUUUUCCAUCGCGGACAGACCAGAGAUGAUUUCCUGGGACAAGUGGAUGUUCCUCUCAGUCAUCUGCCGACGGAGGAUCCUGCCAUGGAGCGUCCGUACACGUUUAAAGAUUUCCUGUUGCGUCCCAGAAGCCACAAGUCCAGGGUGAAGGGUUACUUGCGUCUGAAAAUGGCCUAUCUGCCCAAACAAGGAGGACACGGGGAGGAGGCUGAAGAGACGAGGGAGGAGGCUGAGGGUUGGGAUGAGUCCCCGGACUCGGGCUCCCAGGGACCCCAACAGCUGCUGGCCCCUUUGCCCCCAGGCUGGGAAGAAAAAGUGGACAACUUGGGCCGCACCUACUACGUCAACCAUAACAACCGCUCUACGCAGUGGACACGGCCCUCCGACACGGAUGUGAUCUCAGAGAUUGACAGCGACAAUCAACAACGGCAAAUCCACCAGGAAGCACACCGUGUUUUCCACGCCAGACGCCACAUCAGCGAGGACCUGGAGCCCAUGGCGUUUACAGAUCCGGAGGAUUCCUUGGAGCUCGUCGCACCAUAUGAUGAGACGGAGGGUGUGACGUCGCCUCCUUCCCCCUACGUUUUGUCUCCGCUGGAUACACUGACACCUUUCUCUCUGAAGUUAUCUGAAGAGGCAAAUCAAUGGAUCGCUCCCGAUGCCGACGGUGAAGUCCCAGGGCCCAGCUCUGCUCCGGUCUCAAACAGACUCCGUUCCUCGAGUAUGACGGAUGGCGUCGGUGACCAAAGCCUAGCUCCUCCUCCUACGCAGAGUUCCCAGACCAGAAGAACAAGAGCUCAAACAGUCUCAGGUGGUGAGGAGCCGAUGUCUCCCUCGGCAGCUGCUUACACCUUGACCACCCCCGGCCUGCCCCCCGGAUGGGAGGAGAGGAAGGAUGCCAAGGGAAGAACUUAUUACGUCAACCAUAACAGCCGCACCACUACUUGGACUAGGCCCAUUGUGCAGCUCACCGAAGACGGACCCAGCACCUCGGCCGCGGCGUCAAGAGGAGCCUCUGCCCUGACACCCGCCUCCACCCCUCCCUCCUCCUCCAAUGCCUCCAACAACCACCUCCAUGAGCCCCAAGUCCGACGACCUCGUAGCCUCAGCUCCCCCACCGUCACCCUUUCCACCCCCUUGGAGGGAGCCAACAACAUCCAGGUGCGAAGGGCGGUGAAAGACACGCUCUCCAAUCCGCAGUCUCCCCAGCUGUCUCCGUACAGCUCCCCGAAGUCCAAGCACAAGACGCAACAGAGCUUCCUGCCCCCGGGCUGGGAGAUGAGGAUAGCCCCGAACGGAAGACCUUUCUUCAUCGACCACAACAGCAGAACCACCACCUGGGAGGACCCCAGGUUGAAAUAUCCUGUGCACAUGAGGAAUAAGAACUCCAUAGAGCCCGGCGAACUCGGCCCUCUCCCUCCUGGAUGGGAGGAAAGAGUUCACUCAGACGGACGCACCUUUUACAUUGACCACAAUACAAAGACCACACAGUGGGAGGACCCUCGUCUCCAGAGUCCAGCCAUCACCGGCCCUGCGGUUCCCUACUCCAGAGAGUUCAAGCAGAAAUACGACUACUUCAGGAAGAAGUUAAAGAAACCGGCUGACAUCCCAAACCGAUUUGAGAUGAAACUGCACAGGAACAACAUCUUCGAGGAGUCGUACCGUCGAAUUAUGUCCCUGAAGAGGCCGGAUGUUCUGAAGGCCCGGCUGUGGAUCGAGUUUGAAUCGGAGAAAGGACUGGACUACGGCGGUGUGGCCAGAGAGUGGUUCUUCCUCUUAUCUAAGGAGAUGUUCAACCCCUACUACGGCCUGUUUGAGUACAGCGCCACGGACAACUACACUCUCCAAAUCAAUCCCAACUCAGGCCUCUGCAACGAGGAUCACCUUUCUUAUUUCAAGUUCAUCGGGCGUGUGGCGGGAAUGGCCGUGUUUCAUGGAAAACUGCUGGAUGGUUUUUUCAUUCGACCGUUCUACAAAAUGAUGCUGGGAAAACAGAUCUCUCUAAAAGACAUGGAGUCCGUGGACAGUGAGUACUACAACUCUCUUAAGUGGAUCCUGGAGAACGAUCCCACUGAGCUUGACCUGAGGUUUUGUAUUGACGAGGACAACUUUGGACAGACUUACCAGGUGGACCUGAAGCCCAGGGGCUCAGACAUGGUGGUAACCAACGACAACAAGAAGGAAUACAUAGACCUGGUGAUCCAGUGGAGGUUUGUCAACCGGGUCCAGAAGCAGAUGAACGCCUUUUUGGAGGGCUUCACUGAGCUCAUUCUUGUUGAUCUGAUCAAGAUCUUCGAUGAAAACGAACUUGAGCUGCUCAUGUGUGGUCUGGGUGACGUUGAUGUAAACGACUGGAGGCAACACACUGUUUACAAGAACGGCUACUGUCCCAACCAUCCGGUGAUCCAGUGGUUCUGGAAGGUCGUCCUUUUGAUGGAUGCUGAGAAGAGAAUUCGACUCCUCCAGUUUGUGACGGGGACGUCACGAGUUCCCAUGAACGGCUUUGCUGAGCUUUACGGAUCUAAUGGACCUCAGCUGUUCACGAUCGAGCAGUGGGGAACGCCAGAUAAACUGCCACGAGCCCACACAUGUUUCAACCGCUUGGAUCUGCCCGCCUACGAAUCAUUUGACGACCUGAGGGAGAAGCUCCUCAUGGCUGUGGAGAACGCCCAGGGCUUCGAGGGCGUGGAUUAAAACGGCAGCUGACAGUAAAAAACAAAACGACAAACGCCACAGGGACGUCAAACCAGCUGCUGUAGCAGUUCUGUGCAAGCAUGUUGUACUGUAAUGCCCGACUGCGAAUCCCCUUCCCUCCCCGAUAGCACGGCGGUUUGAGACUGUACAGCGACCUGUUGAGCCAACAUGCCUACGAUUUUCUAUCUUCUCAGUGUGGGCAGUUCCCUCCUUUUAUACCGAAGGUGCUGGGGAAGAAAAAAGGAGUUGUUGGGCUGUUUGGAAUGCUGAAAUCUUCUCAUCCACAGGCAUAAACGACAAAUGACAGGAGCUGGCCCUCUGAUCCGCUGUUUCUUUCCCCCCUCCGCCCUCAUCAUGUGAAAAUCUACAGUGCUGGAAAAACACAGGUGCAUUUCAAUAGCUCCUUUAUGUACACUAUAGUAUUUGAGCACCCUUUACUGCAGGGGGGGUCAUAGCAUGGCCUUAAUCUGGCUCCUACGUGCACUAUUUCUCUGCAACGGCAGCGCGAUCACUGCUUUUUUCAAAUCUUUAGACCAACACCAGUUUACCUUAGGAAUGCUAGCCAGUCACAUUUCAGGAAAUCGGCCGCGCCCCUUUCUGUCAAGCCUUCUCUGUCUUCAGCGGUCAGAUAUUCAGCCUUUGGAGAACGAGGUUAAUGAUUCAAGAGUGUGAAAUGGAUUCCCCCAUGUUUUUUUCGUUUCUUUUAAUACAUAUACAUAGUUUUGUUGUCACGGAAGAGAUUUCCU
Molecule: messenger RNA, 4030 nt
Organism: Cololabis saira (Pacific saury)
Lineage: Eukaryota; Metazoa; Chordata; Actinopteri; Beloniformes; Belonidae
Product: E3 ubiquitin-protein ligase NEDD4-like
Exons: 32
Coding region: 279-3284 (1001 amino acids)
Biological process (GO): regulation of dendrite morphogenesis; ubiquitin-dependent protein catabolic process
Molecular function (GO): sodium channel inhibitor activity; ubiquitin protein ligase activity; protein binding
Source: RefSeq, a predicted model, not a curated record